GACGCAUCGGCGCCUGGACAUCCAAGCCCGUGAAGUUCAAGAGCUCCCUCAACGGCAGGAUCGUGCUGCCGCUGAUCAAGCUGCUACGUGGACCGCGGUGGAGGACAUCAGGCGGCAGCUGGCUAUGGCUGAGGCGCAGCUCCCAUUCGACGUGGACAAUUUGGCGACGUGGGGCCGCACGGUGGACCCUCACGUCUUCUCCGUGGGCACGGUUGCCCCUGCUGCUCCUGGUGCUGUUCGUGACGCACUCGCUCCUUGGCUGGCCGACGCGAAGCUGCUGCCCGAGCAGGUGGGUCUCAUCGGUGACGUCGUGGCAAGACGGUUCACCUUGCGCGUUUUGGGCGGCAAGACUGAGGCCAGUGCCCGCGCCGCCGCUCUGGUCAGGAACUUACGCACCUCUGCAGGAUGGCACGCGUUCCAGGUCUCCUCGACCGACGGCGCCCUUGUCGCCAUGUACGUCUCGACCGACAAGAGCCCCAAGAUGGUCCGCGGCGAGGACCAGGUGCUGGUCAACAGCGCGCCCUGCUGCCAGCUCGAGCCUCAAGGGCAGGACGAGCCGACUCGCAUCAGGUGGAGCAACAUUGCAACAGCGCAGUUCAACAUCGACACGGCGACGACCGAGGAGGCCUUCCACGCUGCCUUCUCGGCUUCCGAGGUUCAGUGGUCUGGGUAA
Molecule: messenger RNA, 673 nt
Organism: Prorocentrum cordatum
Lineage: Eukaryota; Dinophyceae; Prorocentrales; Prorocentraceae
Source: the annotation of a GenBank genome assembly